GGGCCGCAUACCAGAGAAAUUAUAAACACGAAACUUUUUAUAUGCAAUCGGUUUCAGAAACUAGUUUCACGUUGAUCUGUAUAUUGAAGAAACUUAAACAAUGAAACUAUAGAAUAAACGAAAUAUGAUUAGUUUUCAAAAUGUCGUCUGACGAGGACGACGUGAUUUUGCUUUGGUGGUGGGCACGUCAAAAAAAAAUUUCAAAAAAACGUCGUUAUUGGGUACAUCCGAUAAAUGUAUCUAAUAUAUGCUCUAGUACUAGUGUUGUUGCAAAUGAAUUACAUAGUGAUCCAGAUAAAUUUAAAACAUUUUACCGCAUGAGUAAAAGUAAUUUUGAUAAUUUAGUACAUAUAGUUGGACCAAAAAUCUUCAAAAAAGAUACAAACUUCAGGAUUGCAGUACCAGUAGAAGAAAGAAUUUUAAUUACAUUACGAUUUUUAGCCACUGGGUGUAAUUUUAGAGCAUUGGCUCAACAUUUUAUGAGAGGAGAGACUACUGUUGGUAAAAUAAUUGCAGAAACGACAGAAGCUAUUUGGGAGUGUCUACAACCUACCUAUUUACCAGUACCAAGUUUAGAACUAUGGAAAAAUAUUGCUGCACGUUAUAAUCUAUUAUGGCAACUACCCCAUUGUUUGGGCUCAAUCGACGGCAAACACAUACGCAUAAAAAAAUUCAAUAACACAGGAUCAAGAAAUUUUAAUUAUAAAGGCUUUUUUUCAAUACAACUACUUGCUUGUGCAGACGCAGACGGCUGUUUUAUCACUGUGGAUAUUGGAGAUUUGGGUAGAAAUAGCGAUGGAGGUGUGUUUAGAUUAUCUCGUUUGGGUAGAUGGUUAGAAAUUGGAGGAAUGAACGUUCCACAAUCAGAACCUUUACCACACGACAACGAAGGUCCCAAUUUUCCAUAUUAUUUUUGUGGGGAUGAAGCUUUUCCUUUAAAAUCUUAUUUGCUACGACCAUAUCCACAGAAGACUUUAAACGAUCAAAAACGAAUUUUCAAUUACAGAUUAAGUAGAGGUAGAAAAUCAGUCGAAUGCGCCUUUGGAAUGAUGGUUUCCAAGUUCAGAGUUUUUGAAACACCAAUCGCGUGUUCUGAGUCAACUGUAAUAUCUAUUGUAAAAUGUGCUUGUGCUCUUCACAAUUACAUACGUAAAACUGAGGGAAAGUUAUAUGAAUCACAAAAUAUAAACAGUCAAGAUGAAAUUAAUAUUCCCCAUCAUUUAACACAACACCAACAAGCAGUUCAUAAUUUAUCGACAGCAAGUUCUGUGCGAGAAUAUUUAUCAAGUUAUUUUUUAAGACCAGAAGUUUCAUUACCGUGGCAGUGGAAAUACGCAGUUGAAUAAAAUAUUUAGCAUCUAUAUAAUUUUAAACAUAUUUUUAGUUAUAUUCAGUAGCUAAUUGUUAUGUUUAUUAUUAACAUAACUUUGUAAGUAAUAUAAAUAAUAACAAGUUACCCAAUCUGAUGUUCCCAAACUUGUUCAAAAAUUUUUAAAAAAUCGUUUUUUACAUACUAUAAUAUUUACAAUAUAUCAAUAAUAAUAAUUAUAAUAUUUACAAUACAAAAUAGUUAUUUAUAUUAACAUUAACCUGUAU
Molecule: messenger RNA, 1596 nt
Organism: Acyrthosiphon pisum (pea aphid)
Lineage: Eukaryota; Metazoa; Arthropoda; Insecta; Hemiptera; Aphididae
Product: protein ALP1-like
Exons: 2
Coding region: 141-1346 (401 amino acids)
Source: RefSeq, a predicted model, not a curated record